This is a messenger RNA of Penicillium canariense, 2256 nucleotides long. Its product is annotated as putative RING and UBP finger domain protein. Gene Ontology annotation, biological process: Ras protein signal transduction; protein ubiquitination. The transcript has 2 exons. Lineage: Eukaryota; Fungi; Ascomycota; Eurotiomycetes; Eurotiales; Aspergillaceae. The coding region runs from base 1 to 2256 and encodes 751 amino acids. The record is from RefSeq and is a predicted model, not a curated record. Gene Ontology annotation, cellular component: cytoplasm. Gene Ontology annotation, molecular function: zinc ion binding; ubiquitin protein ligase activity.
AUGCCCGCAUACUUCUACCACCUGAGCUUCGAAGUCCUGCGCAGCUCUCAACCAUCCAAAUCCACGGCCGCCGACUUGUCGCUGGCCCUAGAGUCCGCAUGGGAAGCUCUGCUCCCGUUCCAGAAGCGGUCCCGGCCUUCGAGCUCAAGUCCCUCCUCCAGCAGUGGCAAUCCAGAUAAUCUACGUACCCAGUCGCACACUCCAGUCCGAGAAUUUACUCUUAACCGACGGCCUAAACACGCUCCUGCCGCUUCCUCGUCCGACUCUUCACCGCACCACGCCUCAACGCAUCCCUCUUCGCUCCCCGCCGCGCACCCCUCAAUCUCCCCAAACAGUCCCACCGACCUCGAAAACGACGUCCGCGCCGGCCCCAUUCUCAUCGAGUGCAUCGACAUGGUGGCACCAGACGACGGGCCCGGCAAACAGGCCCAAAAGCGCAGCGGCAGUGCCCCCGCCGCAGGCACCGCAGACAAUCUCGUAGCUGCGGGCAUUGGCACUGAUAUCCUAGGCGGCCUGCGCACGAAGGGCCGGUAUAUUCCGCUGGACCAGGCAGUUGGCGACAGCAUCUGGGGCAUCGUGCAUCUAUACCGCGAUGUGCAGGAGACGCCGUACCUUGCUGGGAGCGACGACGAUUAUCCAACCUACCUGAAAGGCUCGGCGGCCGCGGCGCGGCGCCCGAGCGAGCAACAGCAGCAGGCCGGGGGCGUGGUACAAGCUGGCGGGGCGAGUCGCGCGCACUCUCACACUCGCGGGAAGGGCUCUGCAGAUUUGGGGGCGUACCCGUUUCCUGUUACGGCGGCGCCGGGGUCGGGUCGGGAGGAGGAUGCGUGCUCGACGCUUUGUAUCUUGGCUGUGCCGAGUUAUUUAUCGCCGUCGGACUUUCUGGGAUUUGUCGGUGAGAAGACUAUGGAUGAUGUGAGCCAUUUCCGGAUGAUACGGACGCCGCGCGCGAAUCGGUAUAUGGUUUUGAUGAAGUUUCGAAGUGGGAGGAAGGCGACGGUGUGGCAGAAAGAGUGGAAUGGAAAGGUUUUCAACAGUAUGGAGCCUGAAACGUGCCAUGUGGUAUUCGUGAAGUCGGUCGAGAUCCAGAUUGUCGAGCCUGAUUCAUCAUCUACUGAACUCGGGGCGCUUUCACCAACUCAUAAACACCCAGUGGCAUCUGCUGGCCAGGCCACACUCUCCACAAAACCCCUCGCACCACCCACGCCAGCCCUAAUCGAACUUCCUACUUGCCCAGUCUGUCUUGAACGGAUGGAUGAAACAACAGGUCUGCUCACAAUCAUCUGCCAACACGUUUUCCACUGCACAUGUCUCCAAAAAUGGAAGGGCAGCGGCUGCCCUGUUUGUCGAUACACGCAAGAUGACUUCCGCAAGGGCCUCGUAGCCCCAGACGCCGACGAAGAGCCCACCGAGUGCAGCAUCUGCCACUCGGAGCUAAACCUCUGGGCUUGCCUAAUUUGCGGUAGUUUAGGCUGCGGCCGGUACGAUGGUGCCCACGCCUUCGACCACUGGAAACAGACUGCCCACGCCUUCGCCAUGGACCUCAACUCCCAACGCGUCUGGGACUAUGUCGGCGAUGCAUACGUGCACCGCAUUAUUCAGAGUAAAACGGACGGCAAGCUUGUCGAGCUCCCAGCAGCCGACCACUCGGCGCUCGACCCGCCUGACUGGGCCGACGCCGUGCCCCGCGAGAAACUCGAAAAUAUGAGCGUCGAGUACACCCAUCUGCUCACCUCUCAGCUGGAAAGCCAGCGCGCCUACUUCGAGGAGAUUGUCGAGCGCGCUGCCGACAAGGCGUCGCAGGCUAGUGCUGCGGCUGCGGCCGCAGAACAAGCCGCCACCACGGCGACGGCCCGUCUCGCGGAGCUGCAGGCGGAAUACUCUGCGCUCUCGUCCGAGUCUCUCCCCGGCAUGGAGCGCGAUCGUGAACGGCUCGAGAAGCGCGCCGAGAAAUUCGAGACUCUGGCACGCCGCCUGGAGAAAGAUUAUCGCGAGGAAAAAACUAUAAAUACCAGUCUGAUGGAGAGGCUGGAGCACAUGUCUGCUGAGAGGGCGGCGCUGAAGGACGAAGUUGAGGCUUUGAAAGCGCAGGUUGGGGAUUUGCAGGAGCAGAAUCGCGAUCUUACCUUCUUUAUUAGUGGAAGUCAGAAGUUGCAGGGCGCUGGAGAGGAUGUUGAGCAGGGGACUGUCAGUGUGCCGGAGCCGCCGGCGGAGACGGCGAAAAAGAAGAGGAAUCGGGGGAAGGGGAGGAAGUAG